Helianthus annuus (common sunflower) is the source of this 3420-nucleotide messenger RNA. Its product is annotated as auxilin-related protein 2. The record is from RefSeq and is a predicted model, not a curated record. The transcript is spliced from 8 exons. Bases 320 to 3061 code for a protein of 913 amino acids. Gene Ontology annotation, biological process: clathrin coat disassembly; clathrin-dependent endocytosis. Gene Ontology annotation, molecular function: clathrin binding. Gene Ontology annotation, cellular component: vesicle; cytoplasm; intracellular membrane-bounded organelle. Lineage: Eukaryota; Viridiplantae; Streptophyta; Magnoliopsida; Asterales; Asteraceae.
AAUAAAAAAAACACGUUAUAUACCAAAAUUCCCUUGGCUUGGGUCACCAAGACUGAAUAAAACUCAAAUUAAACCCAGUUCAAUAACUCUAUACCCAAACAGACGGAAAGGAACCGAAACAAACACGCCGUGAAUUCAACGGCCGUCAACCGCCACCACAUCUCCGUCGUCCCCAACCCUAACAACAACCAAUCACCGAUCACUUUCUUCCUUCUUCACAAUCUCUACUCUCUAUACACACACAUCAUUCUACUUCACCACCAAUCACCCUCUCAAUCAUCCUAGAUCCACACAUCUACUACCAGAUCUGGUCAAUCAAAUGGACGAUUUCGGUAUUCUAGCUCGAGAUUUCGGAUAUAAACCCCAAGGAAAGUCCGCUCCCAUGAAAUCCGCCACCGGAGACUUCCGUACGCGACCUCCAUCAUCGCCGUCGCCUUUUUCCGACGAUCGGAUAUUCAACGAUCGUAGUUUCACCGGCAGUAACCCUAGAUCGACACCGGUGACGUCCGAUAUCGAUUACGAUUCGAUUUUCAACAAUUCGUCAUCUGCGAAUAGUAAUACUAUUAAUAACGAGUCUAGGUUUAAAUCCACGUCUUCGAAUUUGCCGGUUUAUGAUAAGCCGGUUUAUGAUGACGAUAUUUUCGAAGGAUUGCCUGGAAUGAAGAACAAAUCUAUGUAUUCUUCUGCUCCGACGAGAUUUGAUGAUGAUAUUUUUGCGUCGGUGAACGCUUCGCCGCCUAAACGGAGUCAACAUAGUAAACAGAGUGAUGGUUUUGAUGAUCUGUUAGGGAAUCUAGGUCGAACGGAGAAGGUUGAGCCGGUGAAGCAUAAGGCUGGGAGGAAUCUAGGUCAACAGAGUGAUCAUUUUGAUGAUUUGUUUUCUGGAUUUGGAAGCGGUGGUCCUGCGGCCAGUAAUAGAUCGGAUUCAGAGUCAGUGCCAAAAUCAUCUAACAGCACAAAGGCAACUUCUAAUGCAACAGAUGAUCCAUUUGUGGUUCUAGAGUCGACGUCAACCCGUACGGGUUCAUCCCAGGGUGCUUUCAUCGAUCCACUGAAAUCAAUUCCUAAGGUUAGUAAAUCUCAAAGCACAAAUGCUGGAAGAUCACCAGUAAAGAGCAGUAUGUUUGAUGACUUAGACCCCCUUCAUGAAUUUGGUAAGCCUGCACCUGCGUUCUCAAGUGAGAAUAAUAACCGAAAGAACGAUCAAAGUCCUUCCAAAGGAGCUUCGAGUAUGGGCCGAUCAAAAAGUUCAACACGUAGAGAGCCAACAGAGAAAUCUUCUUUUAUAUAUCCUGAUAGCCAAUCACAGAACGAUUUUCAAGAUACUCAGCAACCAAUUUUUGACAUGCCACCUGUCAAUCGGGCUACAUCUCCACCUUCAUAUACCGACUCAAAUUCUCAAGCGGCCAUGUCUCCCUCAUCAGAAGAAAACGAUAUAUGGCUCACUGUGUCUGAAAUACCUCUGUUCACACAACCUACGAGAGCUCCACCACCUUCAAGACCACCGCCUCCAAUACCAAGACGUUCUUCAAAAUCUGAAAGAGUACAUUUUGCUUCAAAUACCAGAACAUUCGAGAAUGAUUCCCCCAAUUAUGCUAAAUACACUCAAAGUUCUAACCCUUUCCAAUCUCCAGCCAAGAGUCAUAUGGCUUCUCCACUAGAUGAGUUUGAGAAUUUUGCAAUGGGUGGGAGUGGGACCCACGAAAACGGUGAGAACAAUGCUUACGGUGAAGAGAUUGAUUCAAACUCAGCUGCUGCUGCAAUGAAGGAUGCUAUGGACAGGGCUGAGGCUAAAUUUAGGCAUGCAAAGGAAGUAAGGGAACGAGAACAUGCAAAAGCUUCUAGAAAUAAAGAAUCUGUGAAACCACAAAACGAUGAAACGUCCACAGAAGAGGCAAAACGGCAACAAAGAGAGAAGGAAGAACGAGAACGAGAGCGAGAGAAAAUUAGACUUGAAAGAGAAAGAGAAAGACAAGCUGUGGAGAGAGCUACACGGGAAGCGCGUGAAAGAGCAGCAGCUGAGGCCCGUGAGAAAGCAUCUGCUGAAGCGCGAUUAAAGGCUGAACGUGCUGCAGUUCAAAGGGCACAAGCAGAGGCGCGUGAGAGGGCAGCUAUUGAUGCAAAAGAAAGAGCAGAACGAGCUGCGAGGGAAGCCAGGGAGCGGGCUUCAGCAGAAGCUAGUGAGAAGGCUGCUGCAGAAGCCAGAGAGAAAGCAGCCAGGGAGAAAGCUGCUGUUGCAAAAGCUGAAGCAGAUGCACGGCGUAGAGCAGAACGUGCUGCUGUUGAUAAGGUUGCUGCCGAGGCUAGAGAGAGAGCUGCUGCUGAAGCUAGAGAUAGGGCUGCCGCCGCUGCUGCCGCCAAGAUCAACCAACAAAAGAAUGAUAAUGACCUUGAAUCAUUCUUCAGUUCUCGACCAAGCAGUGCCCCAAGACCCAGGCCAACUUCUGAACCUGCACCUGAUCCACUAUUCCAGAACAGACGGGGACAGGAAGGGCCUCAGAGGACUUCCACAGCUGGAGCAUCCUCAAAUAUGAGGAAAGCAUCUUCUACCACCAAUAUUGUUGAUGACCUUAGCUCAAUCUUUGGAGCUGCUCCUUCAUCUGCCCAAGAGUUCCAAGAUAUUGAAGGUGAAACAGAGGAAAGACGUAGAGCUAGGCUUGAAAGACAACAACGCACUCAGGAGCGUGCGGCUAAAGCGCUGGCAGAAAAGAAUAACCGUGAUCUUCAAACUCAGAGGGAACAGGAAGAAAGAAACAGGAUUUCUGAAACCCUGGAUGUUGAAAUCAAGCGUUGGGCUGCCGGGAAAGAAGGAAAUUUGCGUGCACUUCUAUCAACCUUACAAUAUGUUUUGUGGCCGGGAUGCGGUUGGCAGCCUGUUUCAUUGACUGAUUUAAUAACGGGUGCCAAUGUGAAAAAGGCGUAUAGAAAGGCGACACUGUGCAUCCACCCUGACAAGGUGCAACAAAAAGGAGCUAAUCUUCAACAGAAAUAUGUUGCCGAAAAAGUGUUUGACCUGCUUAAGGAGGCUUGGAACAAGUUUAACUCAGAAGAGCUCUUUUAAGGGGUGUGAUGAAUGAUUGUUUUUGAGUUUUAAAGAUAUGCACAUGGUGUCCAUAUUAUUGCCUGUUGCUUUCAGUCGAGCGCAAAGACUUCACAUGUGCUCCAAAGGUAAUGGUGACAGGGGUAAGCAAGUCAGUCGUCUGUUGGUCGGGUGUAUAUUAGUGUCAUAUUAUAAUUGUGGAAUGAAUAUGUGGAAAUUAUUUGUUGAUGUAGAUUAAGAUUCUUGAAUACAGACAGUAUUUCUACAUGAAGGAUGAUUGCGGUCUACUGCACAUUCUUGAUCUUUUUUUGUGUGUACGUAAAAUCUUUUUUCAUGAACUAUACUGUUCGAUUAUCAAUCUUUAAAUUUUGCUAUUUUAA